Musca vetustissima is the source of this 3451-nucleotide messenger RNA. It is a transcript of the gene fw, whose product is annotated as sushi, von Willebrand factor type A, EGF and pentraxin domain-containing protein 1. Lineage: Eukaryota; Metazoa; Arthropoda; Insecta; Diptera; Muscidae. Bases 6 to 3368 code for a protein of 1120 amino acids. The transcript is spliced from 13 exons. The record is from RefSeq and is a predicted model, not a curated record.
UAUGGAUGCUGUUAAUAAUGGUCACAUUGCGUGACACAUCAUGUCAAGUUUGCGGACCCCCUGCUGUGCCCCUGAAUGCCAAAGUACAGACAGUCUCCGAUGGUACAUCAAUACUGGAAGCGAAAUAUGAAUGUGAUCCUGGUUAUGAAUUAUUCGGAUCCUCAACACUAAAAUGUGACCCACGCACUGGCUGGGAAAAAGAGCUGCCUUUCUGUGGCAGUAAUGUGGCUUAUCGUAAACCGGUCAAUCAAAGUUCUUAUACCCGUUCUGGUUCAGCUCAUUAUGCCAAUGAUGGUGAACCGGGAAAUAAAAAUCCAGAUGGUCAACAAUGUUCCGAGACACAAAAGGAACCAUCGCCUUGGUGGCGUGUAGAUCUAUUGACCCCACAAGCUGUACGUGUGGUCCGCAUAACCACACGUGGUUGUUGUGGUCAUCAACCAUUGCAAGAUUUGGAAAUUCGUGUUGGCAACAGCAGUGCCGAUUUACAGCGUAAUCCAUUGUGUGCUUGGUAUCCUGGAACUUUAGACGAGGGUAUAACGAAGACAUUCACUUGUGCCCGUCCUCUCGUUGGACAAUUUGUUGCAAUUCAAUUGGUCGGCGUUGAAGGCAGUUUAAGUUUGUGUGAAGUUGAAGUAUUCACCAAUGAUGAAUUCUCGGUUGAUCGUUGUUUAAGUUCGAAGUUGGGAGUUGACACUGUUCUGACAACAUUUUCGAAGACAUGCUAUGAAUUUCAUGUAACCAAAGGGGAGACUUUCGAAAAGGCUCAACAAACGUGUAAAGUAACAGGUGGCGAUUUGGUGCACGAUUUUCGUGGAGCUGCAAAUGAUUACAUACUCUCGGAAUUGGAAAGACGUAAAUCAGAACUUAAAACGCAGUUGGUGUGGAUUGGUGCACAAAAAGAACCCGGCAUAACUUCACGCACAUGGAAAUGGGUAAAUGGUGAAAUAGUACAGAAACCAGCUUGGGGCAAAGAUCAACCGAACAACUAUAAUGGCGAACAGAAUUGUGUGGUAUUGGACGGUGGCCGCAAUUGGCUGUGGAAUGAUGUAGGCUGCAAUCUGGAUUAUUUACAUUUUAUAUGUCAGCAUGCUCCGCUAUCUUGUGGUUCACCCGAUUCACAGCAAAAUACAACAAUUGUUGGUAAAAACUAUACCAUUGGUAACAAAAUACAAUACCAAUGUCCCAAGGGUCAUUCAUUAAUCGGUGAUGCAGAACGUACAUGUCGCACCGAUGGCACCUGGAGCGGAAAGGCACCCACUUGUAUAUAUGUCGAUUGCGGUCCAUUGCCGGAAUUGGAACACGGUACAGUGCAAUUGUCUGAACAGCGCACCAGUUAUGGCGUUCAAGCAACUUAUGCAUGUCACGAAAAUUACACACUAAUCGGUAACGAGAAUCGAACCUGUGAUUUGAAUGGUUGGACUGGUAAACAACCCGAGUGCUUGGUUGAUUGGUGUCCUGAGCCACCAAUGAUACAAGGCGGUACGGUAACCGUGAGCAAUAAGAGAGCUGGUUCCACUGCGACCUAUGAAUGUGAAGCUGGUUAUGUUCUGGUUGGAGAACCGAUUAUUUCCUGUGGUCUUGGAGGAGAAUGGUCCAGCAAGGCACCAUCAUGCCGUUUUGUUGAUUGUGGUUCCCCAGCAAGACCUGAUCAUGGCUUAGUCACAUUGGUAAAUGGUUCCACCACUGUUGGUUCGGUGGUCAAAUAUGAUUGUGAAGAAGAUUAUUGGUUGGAUGGCAAUUCCGAACUAUUCUGUACCAAAGAAGGCAAAUGGUCUGGAGAUGCGCCCGUUUGCGAAUUGGUAACAUGUGAUACACCCAAUGUUCCGACAGGCUCCUAUGUCGUUGGCUAUGAUUAUAAUGUCCAUUCAAAGAUACAAUAUAAUUGUGAUCCGGGUUAUGUUCUAAAGGGUGAUCCCAUACUGGAAUGUAUGGACAAUGGUGAAUGGAGUGCUGAGGCACCAUUUUGUGAUUAUAUUGAUUGUGGUGAAAUUACUCCCAUACCAUAUGGCUCAUUGAAAUAUACGAAUAAUACGACAUAUGUGGGUUCUGAGGUGACUUUCAGUUGCUCACAAUCACACAAAUUGAAUGGUGUCCCCAAGAGAAUUUGUUUGGAGACGGGUGUAUGGAGUGAUGCCUCACCUAGAUGUGAAGAAAUCCGUUGUAUGGAACCUGUGUUGGCUGCCCAUAGUAUUCUCUCUGUUACCGGUAAUGAUCGCAUGUAUGGCAGAACUUUAAUAAGGACCUCUGAAACGUUGUCGAAUGCAGCACAGACUUAUAGAAUUGGUGCCCUGGCCAAAUACCGUUGUGAACGUGGCUAUAAAAUGGUGGGUGAGGCCUUGGUCACCUGUGAAGAUAAUGGUCAAUGGAGUGGUAAUGUUCCAGAGUGUGUAUAUGUUGAAUGCGGUCCACCACAAAAUAUUACCAAUGGUAAAAUGACCUUGGCCACAAAUGCCACAUAUUAUGGUGCUGCUGCUCUCUAUGAAUGUAAUGAAAAUUUCAAAUUAGAUGGUGUAUCGCGACGUUUGUGUACUGAGGAUGGCACCUGGAGCCAUGAGGCACCACAAUGCGUAGAAAUAAUGUGUGAUGAACCGGAGCUAAGUGAAAGUGUUAUCGUGGAAGCGGGUGAACGUUCAGUGGGUUCAUUGGCUAAAUUUAGAUGUCAACGAGGUCGCAUUAUGACCGGUAAUGAUACACGGAUUUGUCAAAAGAAUGGUCGCUGGUCGGGCAAGAGCCCAACAUGCAAACCUGUUGACUGUGGUCGCCCACUACCCAUCGAAAAUGGUCGCGUUAUUGUGGUCAAUGAAACGACAAUUUAUGGAGGAUCGGCAGAAUAUCACUGCAUUCCUGGGUUCAAUCGUAUCGGUCAAUAUUUGCGUAAAUGUACCGAAGAUGGUACAUGGAGUGGUGAUGAGCCGCGAUGUGAACUAACAGCUACUGAAGCACAGGAAAGUUCUGGGCUUGGAACGGGCAUUGCAAUUGGAGCUACAGUUAUUAUAGCUCUUCUCUUCUUAAUUGGUCUGAUAUUCAUACAUCGCAAUAAGGCUAGGCCAGUAAAGAAUACGGAAAAUAUUCAAGCUGCUGAGAGUAAAGAUGAGCGAAAUGCAGCGGUUAUGUCAUAUUCUACACUGGAGGCAAAUACUCGCAUGAGCAUGGAUAAUGGACCACCGGCCACAUUUAAUACAUUCCAUGGUGCGGGAAGGGGGCUGGCAAAUGGUAAUGGUUCAACGGGAAGAGAAAACAUCUACGAUCAAAUACCCAAUGAACAAUUCUAUGAUGCCCCCUAUGAGAUGCGCAACAAUGAUGAGGUCUACGAGCCAGAACCCUCAGCGGGUAAUGUUAUAACUAUCAAUGGUAUAUCUGUGAGAUAAACACUUUUGUUAGAUAGUAAGAGGAGGAAAAAAUUGUUUUUCAAAAGUUUUACAUCGAACAGCUAUAAUCCAAAAGUGUGUUG